Lontra canadensis (Northern American river otter) is the source of this 942-nucleotide messenger RNA. It is a transcript of the gene MRGPRG, whose product is annotated as MAS related GPR family member G. Bases 82 to 942 code for a protein of 286 amino acids. The record is from RefSeq and is a predicted model, not a curated record. Gene Ontology annotation, cellular component: membrane. Gene Ontology annotation, molecular function: G protein-coupled receptor activity. Lineage: Eukaryota; Metazoa; Chordata; Mammalia; Carnivora; Mustelidae. The transcript has 2 exons. Gene Ontology annotation, biological process: G protein-coupled receptor signaling pathway.
CAACAGCAGGUGAGAAGCCUCCGUGCCCCUCCAGCCAAGCACCUGCUCUGCCCAGGGCCGCCCGCCGUGGAGCCAGCCGGGAUGUUCGGGCUCUGGAGAACCGUCAACAAUGUGCUCUUCUACCUCACCCUGGCCGUGGGCCUCGCAGGCCUGCUGGGCAACGGGCUGGUCCUCUGGCACCUGGGCCUGCACAUCAAGAAGGGCCCCUUGUCCCUGUACCUGCUCCACCUGGCAGCGGCCGACUUCCUCUUCCUUGGCUGCCAGGUGGGCCUCUCCGCUGCGCAGGCCGCCCUGGGCGCCCAGGACAGCCUCUACUUUGUGGUCCCCUUCCUGGGCUUCUCCGCGGGCCUCUGGCUGCUGGCGGCCUUCAGCGCCGAGCGCUGCCUCUCCCACCUCUUCCCGGCCUGCUACCGGGGCCGCCGGCCCAGGCACACCUCCGCCGUGGUCUGCGGCCUCAUCUGGGCCCUGACGCCGCCCGCCGUGCUGCUGCCAGCCCACGCCUGCGGCCUGCUGGGGGGCCGCGCGCGCCCGGGGACCUGCCUGCGGUACCACGCGGCCAGCGUCACGUGGCUGCUGUCCCUGGUGUGCGGGGCCUGCGGGGCCGGCCUGGUGCUCUUCGUCUGGGGGGGCUGCUGCUCCCAGCGCCCGCGGCCCCAGUUCUUUGGGGUCACGGUGGGCUCUGCGCUCCUGCUCCUGCUCUGCGGCCUGCCCCUGGUCUUCUGCUGGAGUCUGCGGCCGCUGCUCGGCUUCCUGCUGCCGCUCUUCCUCCCGCUGGCCACGCUGCUGGCCUGCGUCCACGGCAGCGCCAAGCCGCUCUUCCACUUCAUGGCCGGCCGCCAGCCAGGCCCCCCGCAGCCGCUGCGGGCCGUGCUCCGGCGGGCCCUGGGGGAGCAGGCCCCGCUGGAGGCCGGGGGGCUGUCCCUGCCCAUGGGCCUCCUGUAG